GUCACUUCCGGCGGGAGCGCAGCUGCACGGAGGUGUCCGGACGCCGGUGUGGACAGCGGGAGGCCAUGAAGGGGGACGCGGGCCCGCUCGUGCCCAUCCAUUGGAUCGGCUUCGGCUAUGCAGCUCUGGUGGCCUCCGGGGGCAUCAUUGGCUACGCCAAAGCAGGCAGCGUCCCCUCCUUGGCGGCCGGGCUUCUCUUCGGCGGCUUGGCAGGCCUGGGGGCGUACCAGCUGUCUCAGGACCCCAAGAACAUCUGGGUCUUCCUCGUGACAUCCGGAACCUUGGCCGGCAUCAUGGGAGUGAGAUUCUACAACUCGGGGAAGUUCAUGCCCGCCGGCCUGAUCGCGGGGGCCAGUUUGCUGAUGGUGGCCAAGCUCGGGAUCAGCGUGUUGAACGGGACCCACCGGUCCUAGGCUUGUCCCAGCGCGGACUCCUGAAGACGGGUUUAAGGUCCGCAGUUUCCCGUGUGUCGAGAGAGGUCAACGCAGCGUUUUCACCUUUCCCGGCAGUUUCCAUAAAAGGGACAGAAGCUUAACACGACACCGACCUUUACAGGGGCAAAGCCCGUUCCUGUGGCAGCCCUGAGUGGGGGUGGGUCCGUCCAGCCGGUCAGUGCAUCCCUCCUGCCGCCUGCCCUGUCCGCAGGUACUGUCCUUAUAGCCUGGCAGGAGCCAGGGGCGGCAGAGCCCCAGGUGUCUGUGUGGGCUCUGGGCCCCCACACCACCCCCCUCCCAGAUGGGUGAUGCGGAAGAAAUGUAUUCGGGAAUCACUGUCCCUGGGCUAAUUUUAGAUCACAAACCUCACUUGGAAAUUGUUAUAUGAAAAUAAAGUUUGCUAUUAAAACGC
Molecule: messenger RNA, 846 nt
Organism: Sorex fumeus (smoky shrew)
Lineage: Eukaryota; Metazoa; Chordata; Mammalia; Eulipotyphla; Soricidae
Gene: TMEM14C
Product: transmembrane protein 14C
Exons: 6
Coding region: 66-413 (115 amino acids)
Biological process (GO): regulation of heme biosynthetic process
Cellular component (GO): mitochondrial membrane
Source: RefSeq, a predicted model, not a curated record